AUGACCAAACGGACGAAAAGGUCAGUGGUCAAGGAUGCGCCAGUCAAUGGCAUGCUUGUCGAGAUCCACACAAAAAAAGGAACCACGCACCGACUAGCGCCUCUCCCACCCAAACCUUCAAAUGGAACCCCAACCCCUGCAGGGAAACGUCGUCGAGUUGAAGAACACCUACAUCGCGAAGAGCAACGCUGGAGUUCAGACCAAUAUAUUCCACCUAAUCCCUUUGCAUCCUCCGACGAAGAGCCUGUAGUUGACAAUAGCAACUAUGAUUAUAUGCUGCAGUGGGAACCGCGAAUAAACAUCUACCUUCGCCACCUUUAUCAAUCCAAGACUCGGGAGGCCGACAUAUGCUGCGAAGUUUGCGGGGAAGACGAUCCGCUUUGGAGAUGCACGUCAUGCUUUGGGAGUCCCAACCUCUGCUCGGGUUGUUGUAUGGCAAUCCACGCAACACGGCACCCCUUCCACCGUGUAGAGAUGUGGACCGGUGAAUUUUAUGAGCCAUCCUGGCUCUGGAAAUUGGGUGUCUCUAUAUUCUUGGGUCACCGCGGAAGGCCUUGUCCUCUACUCCCUCACGUGCCCCCAAUCAUACAUCCCAACGAGCAAUACCUCGCUUCGGCGAAAUCGGAUUGGAACAACUAUAACGACUUCACUUUUGGAUCAAGUCCACAGCACGGGAAGGAUGGCUACGGGCAGGAGACUGUUGUGGUUCACGUCAACGGCGUUCACCGCUUAGUUAUACAGCCCUGUGUAUGCCCGGGAGGGCCGCCGUUGGACGAACAGUGCUUGAUGGCGGGGCUAUACCCGACCACAUUCAAGUCCGUCGAAACAGUUUUCACGUUCGAAGUCUUGCAUGACUACAGCCUUGCUGUCCUCGAAUGCUGUACCUCAGCGGGCGAAUACUUUAGCAAGCUCAGAAGGCUCACAAACCCUGAUUUCCCUGACUCUGUCCCGAAUCGGCACCGAGAACUCUUGCGAGCGGCAAGGCAAUUUCGCCACCUUCAAGAGCUGAUGCGUUUUGGCUUUGCGACCAGAGAGGCGGCAUGCAAGCCAGGGAGCAUGGCCAUUUUCUGCGCGGCAUGUCCCCAACCUGAUGUUAACCUUGAGAAGAACUGGGAGAAGGACAAACAGCACAUGUCUAUCGUGGCCGACGGCAAUUUUGUUUGCGUCAGGCAGAGUAAGAAAGGAGCGGGACACGAUUUGUUCUUGAAACAGGGCCAAGGAUAUUUCGUGGAGUCUAAAGCUUACAAGCACCACCUGGCCUCUGCAACUGAAAUCACGGAGCCAUCGACCUGCAAUGAACAUAGAGCAGUGGCUGACAAGAACAAAGCCCACAAGGGCUAUGAUGCCACGGGCAUCGGUGCUCUGGCCUGUGCCCGUCAUGGUGCCUUUCUACCUUCUUCCCUAGUCGAUUUUCAGAAGGGGGAAAGGCAGAUUAACAUGGACUACGCCUUAUGCAAGGGAUUGAAGGCCGUGGCUUCUUCAAAGGUAAAGCGGAUUAUCUUCAUUUAUGAUAUCUGCUGUCAAUAUUGGAAAAACCUGGCGACACGUACACAAGGGUACGCCGACCUCGAGCUCCCAUGGUACAACAGCAUGGUUUUCUCUAUCGGGCAGUUUCACGUUCACGGACAUCAAGAAAAAUGCCUCCCGCGGUUCUCUCCUCUCUACAUCGAAGGGAUUGGGUGGAAUCAUGGGGAGAUACUGGAGCCGAAUUGGUCCGUUCUCAACCCUACGGGGACCAUGACAAAUAAAAGCCUUCCUAAAUUACUCAAGAACGCGUUGGAGAAUUUGGCGGAAUUAAACGAGGCGGUCGAAAUGUUGAAAUCGUCCGCAUCAGAAUCAUUGCGGGCGGAAUGGGAUGCUCAGUUGGCCGAAGCUCAAACGAAGCGAGAGAGCCACAAGCCAGACGCAAUGGACAUCCUGUUGUCAUCAAUCGACAAAGCUCCGUCGCGGAAAGCGGUGGAAGCGACGUUAAUCGCCGCCGAACUCAAAAAGACUCAGCACGUCGGAGUGACGUCUUGGAUUCACGAUGGAAUUCUAUUACAAGAAUUGCAACUGGACGUCCUCGCGGCGGCGAAGGACUUCGGUGCUGUAGCAACAGAUGACCGUAAGCUGGAACUGGAAAGAAAACGCGCGGCGCUGAAGGCGAAGCACGAUCAACAUUUGGAGACGGCGUUACUUCUGUUCCCAAUGCUCUCCCCGUCACAAAAUGAUCCCGACCCCAGGUCUCGAUUCUUUCCCGCCCCGAUUCGUGAACCAUGUGAAUGCGAAGACACCGAAUGCGGACACUUGGGGAUGGACGUCAACCCGUUCGAAGAGGUCGCCAAAGGUCCACUCGAAACGCUUGCAGUGUUAAUGCCAUCGUCCGAACCAGCGCGGACAGGCUUUUUCCCUCAGGCCGCCAAGGAUGCCGAACUUCAGUUACGGAAAGCACAAGCAGACGAGGCUCUCGCCAACCUGAGGACUCAAGUGGGCUACAAGUCCUUCUUAUUCAAAGCCAAUGUUCAGCUAGCGCAGAACAAAGCGCAGAAAACAAGGGGUUAUGCUGCUGUCGCAUCGGCCGAGAAGGCAAUUAGAAAACACACGAGGGUUUACAACCAAGCUCAAUGGGCGAUAUGGCAACUUACUUCCGACCCGGCCGUUCGCGCUAUGUAUCGGAAGCUGCAGAAGGGAGAUGCGAAGCCAUUGCAAUCAGUUUACCAACCGAAUGCACCCGGCCAAAGUAAACAGAAUGUCAGUUGGAUCUGGGGUUGGAAGCAUAGCGGAGAGAGCACUAAACCGGAAUUCUUAACGGAAAUAUGUCGACUGAACUGGCUGAGAACAAUGUCGCGGUGGCGGAGGUGGCAAGAAGAAGUGGAUUUGGUCAGGGCGGAAAUGGGUUGGACAAUUAGGUACAUGAAAAACAAAGCGGACGAGUGGGAGAGAUCAAGUCUGUGCUACAACGACGGUGGGAUGCGGGCCGCGGCGAAAUACCAGGCGGCCACCUGGCGGAAAUUGGCUUCCCAGGCGGCCGCCGCUUUUGACCCGCUCCUUUAA
Coprinopsis cinerea okayama7#130 is the source of this 3033-nucleotide messenger RNA. RefSeq lists its product as hypothetical. NCBI's taxonomy places the organism in Eukaryota, Fungi, Basidiomycota, Agaricomycetes, Agaricales, Psathyrellaceae. Bases 1 to 3033 code for a protein of 1010 amino acids. The record is from RefSeq and is a predicted model, not a curated record. The transcript has 9 exons.